CGCCCGCCCCUCGCCCGCCGCGUCUCCUGGCGUCCCUGCCCUCGCCCUGCGCUGUCGCGCGCCUCCAGCCCGCGGUCCCCAGCGCCUCGGACCCGACCCCUCGCCCUAAAGAUGAAGAUUUGGUUGCUGCUGGGUCUUCUGCUGAUACAUGAAGCCCUGGAGGAUGUUACUGGCCAACAUCCUCCCAAGAACAAGCGUCCAAAGGAGCCAGGAGAGAACAGGAUCAAGCCUACCAACAAAAAGGUGAAGCCCAAAAUUCCUAAGAUAAAGGAUAGGGACUCUGCUGAUCCAACGCCAAAGACACAGUCUAUAAUGACGCAAAUGAUGGAUAAAGGUCGCUUCCAGAAACCCGCUGCUACCCUGAGCCUGAUGGCAGGGCAAACUCUGGAGCUUCGAUGUAAAGGGAAUAAAAUUGGAUGGAGCUAUCCUGCAUACCUCGACACCUUCAAGGACACCCGCCUCAGUGUGAAGCAGCAUGAACGCUACGGCCAACUGACCCUGGUCAACUCCACCGCGGCCGACACAGGUGAGUUCAGCUGCUGGGGACAGCUCUGCACCGGCUAUGUCUGCAGGAGGGACGAGGCCAAGACGGGCUCCACCUACAUCUUCUUCACAGAGAAAGGUGAACUCUUCGUACCUUCUCCCAGUCACUUUGAUGUCGUCUACCUGAACCCAGACAGGCAGGCUGUGGUUCCUUGCCGAGUGACCGUCCUGUCGGCUAAGGUCACCCUCCACAGGGAGUUCCCGGCCAAGGAGAUCCCGGCCAACGGAACCGACAUCGUUUACGACCUGAAGAGAGGCUUUGUGUAUCUGCAGCCGCACUCCGGCCACCAGGGGGUGGUCUACUGCAAGGCGGAGGCGGGGGGCAAGUCUCAGAUCUCCGUCAAGUACCAGCUGCUCUACGCAGAGGUUCCCAGGGGCCCUCCAUCAACGACCAUCUCGGCAUCCUCGAACAAGGUGAAGGGCGGGGAUGAUCUGAGUGUCCUUUGCACAGUCCUGGGGGAGCCAGAUGUGGAGGUGGAAUUCAGGUGGACCUACCCAGGGCAGAAGGAUGAAAGGCCCGUGACGAUUCAGGACUCCUGGCGGCUGAUCCACAGAGGACUUGGGCAUACCACAAGGAUCUCCCAGAGUGUCCUGAGCAUUGAAGACUUUGAGACCAUUGACGCAGGUUAUUACAUUUGCACUGCUCAGAAUCUCCAAGGACAGACCACAGUAGCCACCACUGUGGAGUCUUCCUGACUUGGAAGAUGAAGUAUAAAUGAACUGAUGGAAAGCCCACUGGGGUGCACAGCCAGCUCCGGGGUUCUUUGUCUUUGCCAGGGCCAAACCCCAGGCCCUGCCUUGUGAGUCAGACCCAGACCUCCAAACUAAAAGGAAGUCAUUGGUCUAAUUUUAGAAGUGUUAACUCUCCUAGCAGAAAGCAUGUAUUCUGACUGCUGACCUACGUAUAUGCAUUUCUAGUGUUUCUACUCAGAAGGCAUAUAUGUAAACAACUUUAUAUAAUCAUUUUAUAUUAAAGGAGCAAGUUUUUGUAAAAAGUGAAAAAAAAAAAAAAAGGGCUAAGUGCUCGUUGUUUUUAGUCGGUUUGAAGUACAUCCAGAAGCACUCAUUGGCAGCAAUGUUUGAGUUAAUACCUAAUAUUCCCUUUGGUAUCAUAACCACAC
This is a messenger RNA of Budorcas taxicolor (takin), 1664 nucleotides long. RefSeq names its product platelet derived growth factor receptor like (gene PDGFRL). The coding region runs from base 112 to 1239 and encodes 375 amino acids. The transcript is spliced from 6 exons. NCBI's taxonomy places the organism in Eukaryota, Metazoa, Chordata, Mammalia, Artiodactyla, Bovidae. The record is from RefSeq and is a predicted model, not a curated record.